This is a messenger RNA of Nymphaea colorata (pocket water lily), 1128 nucleotides long. RefSeq lists its product as uncharacterized. Gene Ontology annotation, biological process: protein phosphorylation. The transcript is spliced from 3 exons. The coding region runs from base 1 to 1128 and encodes 375 amino acids. The record is from RefSeq and is a predicted model, not a curated record. Lineage: Eukaryota; Viridiplantae; Streptophyta; Magnoliopsida; Nymphaeales; Nymphaeaceae. Gene Ontology annotation, molecular function: protein kinase activity; ATP binding.
AUGAAGAGGCAGGUAGUGAGUUACCUCAACAGCACUGGCGGCAUCCUCUACAUAGGCAUCGACCACAACGUGCAGAGAGAGGCCCGCUUCCUCGGAAUCCCCCUCAGCGAUUCCGAACGCAAGGAGGUACUCAGCUUAAUCCUCAACGAGAUAGUCAUGCGCAUCUUCCCCACACAGGACGAAAACGAGGACGAAGACGAGAAGCAGGAGGAGGCGCGCAUCGAGAAGUUCAGAAACGAACGCAUCAACGACUUCUCCAAGAAGGAUAACACCUUCAACCAGGAAUACGAGCUGAACAAGUACAUAUCUGUUGACUUCCUGCCUCUCUACACGAGACACACUCUCUUUUACUCCCGCUCCACCUACGGCGUCAUCAACUACGUGGUGCGCGUGAAGGUGAAACUGGGCGACCCCUUCGAGGUCUACCACUUCAUCAACGAAAAGGAAAUCCCCGAAGCCUACCUCAGGGAAAAUAACAAGGAGCGCAAACUCACAAUGAUCGACUAUUAUAAUGAGGUAUACAAGCGCCUCAAGGAUAAGGCCAACGAUCAGCACAGCGAACCGCCUAAGACCAACCUCUACGAGAUAACUCUCAAGAAAGGAGUGCGACUGGCCAUAGCCGAAGUGGCAGACAUCAUCUACCAGAGCUGCUGCGGACUGGAAGAGCUGCACAACAGUCACAUCAUCCAUAGGGAUAUAAAACUGGAGAACAUGAUGUACAACAACUCCAGGAUAAAGAUUGUGGACCUGGGGUGCUCCAACUUCUACGGAGCCACCAUCGAACGCAAGACUACCAUCGGCACACGUCUCUAUUACAGCCCCGAAAUACUCCUCCAGGAAGAGCAAAAUGACAAACUGGAUAUCUGGUGCUUGGGAGUUGUGCUCUAUGAGCUUCUCUACCUGCAAGGACCGUUUAACGAACCCGACAUCGAGAAAAAGAUCAGGCCAGAAGGCGGUGAGGUCAACGAUGUCGCCACUCAGCUGCAUGAUUUUGAACAUCCGCAUGCCCAUGCUUUCCUAUUGGGUUGCCAUUCCGAUAAGGGUAUCGUACUUGGACUCCCACCUGAUGACUCUGCGGGCGAGGAUGAGUUCCUUGUAGACGCCGUUGAGGGAGGACUGCGGGCGUAG